AUUAAGCACUAUUACAUGUUUUCACGCUACAUGAUUUCCAUAUCUCUCUCUUUCUCAUAUACCUCCUCCUAGUAGUAAAUGCAUAUACACUGAUCAACCAUUCCAUUUGGUUAUAGCAUUAGUCCAGCAGGGGAUUUCUUUGCCAUAUGGGAAUUCUAAUACUACUUCAAAAGGUUUUCUUUCUGUUAGAGAUGUUCCUAUUACCUCUCUUAAUAUUAUGUGAUCUCCAAGCUCUUAAGAGCACGGUUCAAUCUCCAUUCCCCACAAACUUUCUCUUUGGCACUGCCUCCUCUUCUUAUCAGUUCGAAGGCGCUUACUUGAGUGAUGGUAAAGGUUUGAACAAUUGGGAUGUUUACACUCACAAACCAGGUACCAUAAUUGAUGGAAGCAAUGGGGAUGUUGCUGUGGAUCAUUAUCAUCUUUAUCCAGAAGACAUAGAUCUAAUGACUUCCCUCGGAGUGAACAGCUAUCGGUUCUCAAUUUCAUGGGCAAGAAUUUUACCUAAAGGGAAAUUGGGAAAUGUCAAUUUGGAUGGCAUUAACUUCUACAACAAGCUUAUUGAUGGUCUCCUACAUAAAGGAAUCCAACCAUUUGUAACGUUGACCCAUUUUGAUAUUCCUCAAGAACUCGAGGAGAAGUAUGGAGGUUGGCUCAGUCCCAAAUCACAGGAGGAAUUUGCAUAUUUUGCUGAAAUCUGUUUUAAGUUCUUCGGAGAUAGGGUCAAGUACUGGGCCACCUUCAAUGAGCCAAAUUGCCAAGUGAUAAUGGGGUACCGCACAGGUGAAUUCCCACCGUCGCGUUGCUCAGGUCCCUUUGGAAAUUGUACUCAUGGGGAUUCAGAGAGGGAGCCCUUUGUAGCAGCCCAUAAUAUUAUUCUAGCACAUGCAGCUGCUGUUCAAAAUUAUAGAACAAAAUUCCAGAAAGAACAAGAAGGUAGCAUUGGGAUUGUCUUACAUGCCGCCUGGUUUGAACCCAUUAGCAACUCCACACCAGACAAGCUGGCAGCUGAAAGAGCCCAAUCCUUCUUUUUGAACUGGUUCUUGGACCCAAUAAUAUUCAGAGAUUAUCCAGCAGAGAUGAAAGAAAUUCUAGGAUCUAUCUUGCCAGAAUUUUCAAACAAUGAUAGGGAAAUGCUAAAGAAUGGAUUGGAUUUUAUUGGCAUCAACCAGUACACCAGUUACUACGUCCAAGACUGCAUUUCCUCCAUAUGUGAACCUGGACCAGGGGUGACCAAGACAGAAGGUUAUUACCGACAAAGUUCACAGAAAGAUGGCAUGCACAUUGGAGAACCUACUGAUUUGGAAUGGCUAAAUGUUUACCCACUGGGAAUGGAGAAAAUGGUUACCUAUGUAAUGGACAGAUACAAUAACAUACCCAUGUUCAUUACAGAAAAUGGGUAUGGCGAGGAGGACAAUCCAAAUAUCACCGUAGAAGAGCUUCACCACGAUGUUAAAAGAGUAGAGUACAUGGACCACUACUUAGAUGCACUCUUGAGAGCAGUAAGGAAAGGAGCAGAUGUGAGGGGUUACUUUACCUGGUCCUUGCUUGACAACUUUGAGUGGAAUUUUGGAUAUACAAUAAGGUUCGGAAUCCACCAUGUUGACUAUACCACGCUGAAGAGAACCCCAAAAUUAUCAGCAAGUUGGUACAAACAGUUCAUUGCAAAGCAUACGAUCAAUCCCAUAAAACCAAAGAGUGAUCAGGAACAGUUCCAGUAUUAAUUAAAUAUCUUAUUUCUCAAUGUUUUGAUACCAAAAAAGAAAAAGUGAAAAACAUGGCCAUAUGUUGUUCACCUGGAGGAAAAGAAAAGUUUGCUGUUUACUAGCAUAUAUCCAAAACAUUCUCUACAUCCUUCACUUUGAAAUCACAUGUACAAGCUUGUUUGGCUAAAGUUGUGUUGGUUGUUUCAAAAAUUAAGUUUGUAGACCACAUAAAGUGCAUAUCAAUGAUGGGAUAGAUGAUCAUUUUCCAUUCAUCAUUGAGUUUCUGCAUGUUUCUACUAUGUGCUCGGCAAUUUUGAGGAUCUUCACUGCAUUUAAUCUUCCAUUUAUCCACCCU
This is a messenger RNA of Quercus lobata, 2058 nucleotides long. Its product is annotated as beta-glucosidase 45-like. Gene Ontology annotation, biological process: carbohydrate metabolic process. Lineage: Eukaryota; Viridiplantae; Streptophyta; Magnoliopsida; Fagales; Fagaceae. The record is from RefSeq and is a predicted model, not a curated record. Gene Ontology annotation, molecular function: beta-glucosidase activity. The transcript has 12 exons. The coding region runs from base 147 to 1721 and encodes 524 amino acids.